GAAACUGCUGCUGCUCCCCUCUCCGCCUGGCCCCGCCGCGGGCUUCGCCUCCAGCCGCCGCCGGGGCUGCGGACCAGCCGCUUUCACUUUCGCCUUCGAGUCUUCUCCGCUGCUGGAGCCCCGGGACCCCCGUGCGCGGUCAGGUUGAAUACAUGGAGAGAGAAGAAGCAAGCUACCUAAGGAGAGUCACUGCUUCCCAGGAUAGAGUCCUCCAUCCUCUCGGGGAACCCCUUCAAGAACAUUGGAUCUUUGUAAGUAGGAUCAGCAUUUUGACUGGAACUUGAAUGCCUCAAAGCUUGAAGUGCAGCAGGAACUUGGAUGACUUGAAAGGUUGCUCAGUAAAUCAUCAAUUCAAGCAGGGCCUGUCAUUUUUUUUUCUUCAACAGAACUUCUCUAUUUAAAAACAUCUGAUUAAGAUCAACAACCAACCACAUGUUCUGUUGCAAAUGGACUUCAUGACAUGUUGGCUUCCUGCUUAAAACACAAAAAGAGGGCAGAUAAACUUAAAGGAACAGCAGCUUGUGAUGACAAAGUGCCAAGUGCCAGCUGCCCUCAUUCACCAGAUCGAGCAGGAAUUGGACGAAGAUGAAAAGGAGAUGAUAUUUUUCCUGUGCCGGGAUCUCGUUCCUGAUUUAUCUAAUACAGACAUCAGGGAGCUCCUGGGGGCACUGAAUGAGAAGGGAAAGCUGCCGUUUGGCUUGUCUGAGCUGUUAUACAGAGUGAGGAGGUUUGACUUGCUGAGGAGGGCCCUGCGGACAGAGAGAACAGCAGUGGAGACUGAUCUGGCGAGGUAUCCUAGAAUGGUCUCUGAUUACAGGGUGCUGAUGGUAGAGAUUAACGAAGAGCUGGAUAAAAAAGAAGUGGGUUCUCUCAUUUUCCUGCUCAAGGAUUAUGUGCCACGUAUGAAAAUGGCAAAAGAUAAGAGUUUCCUGGCUGUUGUCAGUGAUCUAGAGAAACUAAAUCUGGUGGCUCCUAAUCAGUUGGAUUUGAUAGAAGACUGUUUGCAGAACAUUCAUAGGAUAGACCUGAAAAAGAAGAUCCAGCGGUACAAACAUGAAGCUCUGUCCAACAGUGGUUCUCCGCCAAUGUAUAUAAAUGCACUUCAGGCAUCUCUCCCUAACCUGACUCUCAUUGACCCUCCCUACAGUUCAGGGAUCCAGAAUGUGAACAAAGAAAGAUCAUUAAAUGGACAACAUGCCAUUCAGACAGAACCAGUUCACACAUCAGUACAGGAAUCGGGAGCCACCUCCUCUCAGGUGAAUAAAAAGGUGUAUGAUGAUCGGUACAGAAUGCAGAGUCGGCCUUUAGGAAUAUGCCUGAUUAUAGAUUGCAUUGGCAAUGACACAGAUAUAUUGGAGGACACCUUUAAAGCUCUAGGCUUUGAAGUUCACUGUUACCAGUAUUUAAGUGUGGAAGCCAUGAACAAAACAUUCCAUGACGUUGCAAGACUGCAAAAGCACAGAGACCUUGACAGCUUUAUUUGCAUAUUGGUCAGCCGGGGGAGCCCUCAGAGCAUCUUCUGCACAGACCAGACCUUUCCUGGGUACCCCUUGGAUCAGGUGAAGAAGUUUUUUACUGGAGACUCAUGCCGUGAACUCCUAGGGAAACCUAAGCUCUUCUUUAUUCAAAGCUACAUUGUGCCAGCAGAUCAGCAAGAACCCAGUCUGCUGGAAGUGGAUGGGAAUGAACAGAAAAUCACUGCCAAUACCAGAAGCCCUAGGAACUGUAGUAUUCCCCCAGUAGCAGACAUCUUUUGGAGUCAAUGCAAGGUGGAUGUGUCUGUGCUAGAAAGGUCACCCAGCUCAUCUUCCCAUUAUCUACGCUGUCUGGCUGAGCUCCUGUGCAAUCCUCAUAAAAGAAAGCUCCCCCUACUGGAUAUCCAUAUUGAGUUGAACAGCAGAGUGUAUGAUUGCAACAGGACCUCAGAUCCACAGCAACAAUACUCACUCCUGCUACAACACACCUUGAGGAAAAAACUCUUUCUUUUUCCCAGUUAAAAGCUAAUGGAAAUUGCAUGGGACACGAUGUUAAGAUGGGGAUAUCCAUGUGGGCUUUUUCUUCAAUUGUCAUGGUUCCAUGCAUUUUUGAAGUGCCUGUUGCUAGAGUAUCUGAGUAUUUAGAAACGUUUUGGAUGUUGAGGCAUCACAUGUUUCCAAUUUUAAACUUUAGGCAGAAGCUAGGAUAAGAGAGGCAGCUAAUCCAUAGCUCUGCAGCAGAUCUUAUAACCCAACCAAGCAGAAGGACAAUGUUGAAAGGGUUCUAAACUACAGAUUUAUUGUAUUUAGUUAUGUUUUGAUUUUUGAAACAUACCCAUUAGCAGUGCCCAUUCCAUGCUCCAGUAUUUAAACCAACACAAGAAUCAGCUAAAUUGGUAAGACUACCACCCCCAUGUAUAAUUAUAAUUCAUUCCCAGCCCAUAAUUAGGCAGGAGCUCAUUCCAGAGUCCAGGGGCUGUUGGAGAGAAUGCCCUCCUGGCAGCUCCAUCUCCUUUGUAACGAAGGAGCUGUGGCUGGAAUGCUUCUCCUGAUUGUGGCAGCCCGGAAUGAGAGGAGAGGCCAUUUUAAAGGUAAUCUGGACCCAAACCAUCCAAGGCUUUAAAGGUCGAAACUAACACCCUGAGUUGUACCCAGAAGCCCACAAGUAGUUAGUACAGCUCACAGAGCACUGGUGUUACAUGCUCCCACUUAACAGACAGGCUCUCACAUUCUGAACUAACUUCAGCUUCCCAAUGGUCCCAAGAUGUAGCCCUACCUGAAAUGCUUUACAGUAAUCUAAUCUCUCAGUGACAAAAGCCUAGGUAAGGGUAGCUAGGCCUGCCUCUGAAAUAAUAGAUCACACUUGCCACACCGGGCACAGAUGGAUAAAUGUGCUCUUUGCCACAGCUGAUCCAGCAGCAGCCCAGGAUCUGAUGAGACUGCUAAACCGUGAAUCUGGCUAGCAAAUAACAGCCACCUUCCACCAAGCAGAGGAGUUUGUGUAGCUAGCCCAGUUCCUAGGGCUGCUUGCUCCCACCCUUCUAACGUUAUUUCAGUCCCAUCUAGAUUGAGCCUCAGCCAGCUAGACUUAGUGCAUGCUCCAGUUUCAGGCAGACACCAAGUCACCCAUUCCACUGCACCUUCAGACUCAGUCAUAAGGGCAAUGAACAACUAGGUAUUAUCCACGUGCUAUAGACACUGCAACCUCUUCACACGCACAAGAUUCAGUAGUUCUGUGCCACUGCAUUUAUACAAGACAAAAGACCUCUGCUCAGUAAUUUGAUUUUUCUUAAUUACCUUCUCCAUUCCCUACGGGAACAAUAAGAGACAGGAUUACCAUAAAUGUAGCAAUUCCUUUCCCUUCCACUUUCUACAAGGCCCUGAUCCUGUGAGCUCUGAGGCAAGUGAGUGUGCAUGUGAGUACUUUUGGUUGAUCCUCAGUCUUUUUGCAGGAUUGGGGCCUGGAUGAGUCAGUUUUAAGCUUGUCACUGGCCUGACUGUGCUUCCAUCCAUGGCAUGGUCCCAUCAUGCC
Messenger RNA from Emys orbicularis (European pond turtle), 3507 nucleotides. RefSeq names its product CASP8 and FADD like apoptosis regulator (gene CFLAR). Gene Ontology annotation, biological process: regulation of apoptotic process; proteolysis. NCBI's taxonomy places the organism in Eukaryota, Metazoa, Chordata, Testudines, Emydidae. The record is from RefSeq and is a predicted model, not a curated record. Gene Ontology annotation, molecular function: cysteine-type endopeptidase activity; protein binding. The coding region runs from base 525 to 1997 and encodes 490 amino acids. The transcript is spliced from 12 exons.